GACGUCAACUGGGACCGCAUCGAGAAGGACGAUGGCGCUACUGAGUUGCUCAGACACGUUCGACAGAAGCUCGGUGCUCAGCCCAUCCAGGACGCAGGGAAGUAUCUUGCCAUAUGGAUCUUUGAUUUACGACGGGACACCGGAGAACCGAUGCAGAGCUACAUCAGCAGAGAUGAUGAGGCCUAUCAUGACGUGGUCAGGGGGUUCGACACCGAGUAUUUCAAGAAGCAGCGCACAGCCCGACUCUCGGAGAGAGCCAAGGAGUGGAACAACCUCUACGGAGAGCUCAACUGGUUCCUGUACAAGAUCGAGCAGGAGGGCCCGGAGGACGCUGCAGAGAAGGCCAAGGAGCUGAGCACUUCGCUCUGGAGGUUCGUCAAGACGGGUCUUGAGGAUAUCCCAGAGCAUCCCGACUUCGGGACGGAUUUCAACCAGGCGAUCCUCCUAGACCAGCUGCGCGAUGAUGAGCUGACCAAUCGGGACAAGAAGCAAGGCAAGGACUUCUGUCACCGAGAACGGGGGCGAAUCCAUGCCGGCUGGGAAGCGAACAGCGAGGGGGGCGAUGGCUACAGCUACUACGAAGAGCACGAGUCCGAGGCGACCUACGACGACCAGGGCGACGAGGAGGGUGACGAAGACCCCAAGGGGCCGCUCUACACUCCCCGGGAGAUCGAGGAAGCCGAGACCGCUUUCGCCGCCCAGCAGAGAAGCUUCGAGGAGGCCCGAGAUUUAUUGAGACGAGUGAAGACCGCCAAGGAAUUCUACCCCGUGGGCCCCGGGCUGGAUCCAGAGGCUCAGGGCCAUCCAAGGGACGAGGCCGCGGGCGCGGAUAGCGACGUGACGGACCACCCCGACCAGAAGGAGAUCGCUCCCACUGCCGGCCUCCCAGGAAAGGAUGCCGAGGUGGACGCUGACCCCAUCACGAACGAGAUGUCCAGGCUGCGGUUGGAAGCGCCCCUUGCCAACAAGCCAGUGAUCAAGAAUUGGCCGAAGACCGCCAACCAGAAGAAGCAGCUGGACAAGGCCGAGGACUGGGUUCUCAUGAGUGUCAAUCAGAGCUCCUCCAAGGGUUUCGGCAUUCUCGACGUCGGCGCGACCUCCGGCAUCAUGGGCGUAGAGGCCGCCGAGAACCUACGCGACAUUAUCUACGAGCAGACGGACAAGAACAUCAAUAUGGACGUUAGUCAGAAGAGUACGUUUAUAUUUGGCGACGGCAGUGCCGGGACCUGCGCCGGCAAGGCGACCUCCCCCCUCAUGAUCGCCGGUGUGGACGGCGAGCUAGAGAUCAACAUCCUCGACGCAGACGCCCCGCUUCUGAUCGGAGUGGGCGCGCUGAGCCGCCUUGGGGCUGUGAUUGACAGCGAGGCGCGCGCUGUUUACUUCAAGAAGCUCGGGCGCCGAGCUGAGCUGCUCGUCCUUCCAAGCGGCCUCAGGUACAUCGCCAUUACCUACGAUUACGGGUACAUCAUCAUUCCCUACGACCACGGGGGCAUCAUCAUUACUUGGGACUACGGGGGCAUCAUCAUUACCUGCGACUACGGGGACAUCAUCCUUACAAACGUCAUGGACAUCAUCAGAAUCGCCCCCUACAGCACCCACUAUGACAUUAUGAGGUGCCUCAACCGCGAGGCGAAAUGCCGCAAAGCCGAGAGCCAGCAGGUGAAGCUGGAGAACGACGAGAUGGUCGGAUCAGGGGAAGCGGUGCCGCCACUGGAUUCAGGCGCUCCGACUCGCCCUCCGACGUCAACGAGACCUACGCAGCCGAUGCCGCCCUCGGCUCGUCUGAUCCAGCAUCAGGACACGAGGGGGAACAUAUUCUGCACUGUCGAGGGCUCGGAACUGGACAAGAGCCUGAAGCGCCUGACGGACACCUUCCUACUGUGGCACCUGCCGACCUGGGAGGUGUGGUCCAGCAAGCUCUUGAAGCAGUGGGCGAUGUGCCGCCGCUUGGGGCGGGUCAUCAUCAAGGUCUUCCUCCAGGCAAUCGACGGGGUGCCCUGGGAGCUGGGCAGCAUCGGCCUCCCUGUGCAGCUGCUGCCCGAGAAGCACCCGACCUGGCCGGCAGAACUCGGGCAUCGUGCGAAGAUCGAGCCACGGCGCCCCGGGGCGGGGGCGAAGCAGAGGUCAGCCGCAUCCGCGGCCGCGCGAGAGCAGAACCAGGAGCUGCGGGCCAACGUCGAGACCGCAAAGUCCGAUAUCUCGACCAUGUAUGCGACGGUGGAUGCGUUUGCAGCGCUCAGCUCGGAACAGAUCUACGAGAAGCUCAACAUGGUGACGGUGGUCAAUCACCUGAAACCCCUGUGCAAGACCUGGGGACUGACGCAGUCCGGCAAGAAGGAGGAGGUGAGCGACAGGCUCAUCGCGUGCAUCAACGAGCAGCGCGGAACGGUGGCAGCGACGAUCAGGGUCAGGAAGGAGCCGGAGAUCAAGAAGGUGGAGACGGGGCCUAUCGUUGUGGGCCGGGCGAUCCCAGCGCGCUACACGCAGAUGUGCCAGCGCCCAGACUGUCAGCAGCAGCGGGGCAUCGCGAAGAACGAGCCGAUCGUGAAGGUGAGGCCCUUCGGGUGGUGCCACCAGGCGUGCGGGGGCAGGGCGAGGUCGGCCAUCUUCGGAGUUAUGUGCGCUCUCACGACCUUCGGCAUAUUGACGAUGGUCGAGGCGCGCGCCCACGAGGACUCCAACCUUGGCCAGGUCUGCGACGAGAAGGGCUACCACUACGAGAGACUCGGCCUGUUCAACAACUGCGACCUCAGCAAGCCGCAGGGCUACCACAAGGCGAAGCUCCUGCUGGACGAGAGGCGCCCAGAGCUCCUCGUCAGCACACCUCCCUGCGGGCCGUGGUCGAUUAUGCAGAAUAUCAACCAGCGCGACGACAAGCAGAAGGAUAAUCUGCGCAAGAAGCGACUCAAGAGCCAGCGGAUCUUCGAGAACAACAAGAGGCUCAUCGAGCAUCAGGUGCUUCACCUGAAUGGCUCGGCCCUCGCCGAGCAGCCACGCAACAGUCGUUCAUGGCAGAAGACCCUGCUGGAAGGACACUAUCAUGAGGAGAUCGAGAGCAGUCUGAGGACCGAGGCCUCGGGCUCCUAUCCCAGGAUGCUGUGCCGCCGGAUCCUCCGAGCUCUGACCAAGAGCCAGAAUCAUACUUACUUCGAAGAAGAGGUCGUGCAUUGUUUCUGCAUGGCCGCUACCCAGCAGCCACCUACUGAGCCGACUCCAGAGGGGGACGAGACAUCGAUUCCACCACUAGAUGGCAAGGAGUCGCGCGACCUCACCAGCGACGCAGUCAAGAAGCUCGAGAGCUACAUCAGGCUGGUUCACACCAGCCUGGGACAUUUACCUCGAGCACAUCUUCUACGCUACGUACGAGACCGAGGUGCGAGACCUGAGGUGCUACGGUUGGCCAGAACCUUCAAGUGCGACGCCUGCGAUGCUCACCGGCCACCGACGAAGCGGCCACCAGCUUCCUCAGCAGAGCGGCCUCAGAAUGGCCACGAAGUUUUGUUCGACGCCUUUUCUUGGAUCCGUCGCAGCACGAACGCCAACGUGAUGGCGCUAGCGAUCCUCGGCGCUGGCUCGGACAAGCUCUACGUGCGGCUUAUCGACGAUAAAGCUACGAAAUGGUUCCCUUGGAUGGGGCGGCCGAAGGUCAUGCGCUAUGAUCCCGCCGGGAGCGCCAUCUCCGACGAGUUCCGCGAGUGGAUCGAGUGCCAGGGGGUUUACUGCCUCCCAUGCGCUGCCGACGCCCACUGGCAGAUCGGCAAGAUCGAACGAGCCAUCGAAGCGUUCAAGGAGGCCGUUGACGCCUUCGACGACAUGAUCUCAGCUGAAGUUCCCACGAGUGAGAUGUUCGGACUACAGCUAGCAGCCAGGAACGACCUGAUCAGGGUCGACGGUUUCAGUCCGCUGCAGCGCUCUGCGGGACGGACACCCACUGGCACCGCGGUCAACCUCUUCGACGAGCCGACCAACCUGCCGCUCAUCAGCGCCGAGCUGCAGGACGGCACCUUCAGCAGGGACGCUCAAGUACGACGGAUGGCACGGCUAGCUCACAUCCAGACGGAGAACUCCGACCGAGUCAAGGGUGCGGAGGAGCCUGGCGCAAGAAAGGACAACCCCUAUCCAUGCCAGGACGAGGCCGCUGGUACGGACCUGGACGAGUACUCUGCCAUGAGCCUGCCUGAUCAGGACAUCGACCUGGAGGCGAUGGCGUCGCUGCGCUCGCGCCGCGAGCAGCCUGGGACAUGGGUAUUCGGCGACGUCCAGAAGCAGCUCGACACGAACGAGGUGAUCGACCUGUCGAACGCGUCCCCACCCACUGGUGAGGACCUUGCCACUGACGACGGAGAGUCG
Messenger RNA from Prorocentrum cordatum, 4350 nucleotides. The record is from the annotation of a GenBank genome assembly. NCBI's taxonomy places the organism in Eukaryota, Dinophyceae, Prorocentrales, Prorocentraceae.